This is a messenger RNA of Vitis riparia (riverbank grape), 3699 nucleotides long. Its product is annotated as nodulation receptor kinase-like. Gene Ontology annotation, molecular function: protein kinase activity; ATP binding; protein binding. Bases 404 to 3223 code for a protein of 939 amino acids. Lineage: Eukaryota; Viridiplantae; Streptophyta; Magnoliopsida; Vitales; Vitaceae. The record is from RefSeq and is a predicted model, not a curated record. Gene Ontology annotation, biological process: protein phosphorylation. The transcript is spliced from 15 exons.
UGGAAAAUCAUAACCAGUUUUGGAUUAUUCUAAUCAUCAACCCCCCCUCUCUUUCUCAUCUUCCAUCCAAUAUGCUUCUCUGAUUCCCACAUUUGAAGUCAACCCCACUUCAUCAAUCUCUUGAUCGUCUCUUCAAAUCAAACCUUUUACCUUCUUCUUCUUUGAACAAGUCACAGGAACAUGACUCUUUUCAUGUUUGGAUGUUUUAAUGGUAAUCAAGAAGGUUGGUUGUCCGUAUGAAUUAUCAGAAAAGUUGAUAGCAGCCUUGGAAUCUGCAUGCAAGAAAUGAUGGUUGAGUUGAUGGAAUUUGCAAGACUUGUUUGAUGGCUGAUGGAAGUUGAUUACAGGGUUUGAUUCAUCGGAAUGAUAAUCCAAUGGGGCAACUUUGGUUUGGGAUAGAUCGAUGAUGGGGGGGUUUGAUAGUUGGAUUUCAAGAUCGGUUGAAUGUUUGAUUCUCUCUUUCUUUCUACUUCUUCAAUCAACUUGUGCACAACAAGCAUUUGUGAGCAUACGAUGCUGUGCUGAAUCGACUUUCACAGAACCGAGCACGAAUAUAAGUUGGAUACCAGAUGAUGGUUGGUACUCCAACACACUAGGUUGCCAAAACAUAAAUAAGCCUGUGGAAAACUAUCAAGGCGACAAAAUACGGAUUUUUAAAGGGGAUUUAGCAAAAAAAUGGUGCUACAACUUAUCUACAACUAAGGGCCAUGAGUAUUUGAUAAGGGGUACAUUCCUUUUUGGUGAUUCAGUAAGGACAUCUCUGGCCAUUUUGUUUAAUGUUAGUAUUGGUGUCACACCAAUAGGCCUAGUGAACGGGUCUGAUGAUUCAGUGGAGGUGGAAGGAGUUUUCACUGCUAGGAAUCACCAUAUAGACUUCUGCUUAUUGAAAGGGACAGGAGAUCCUUACAUUUAUAAGCUUGAGCUGAGGCCUUUGAAUGUUUUAAAGUAUUUGCAGGGGGGGACUUCUAGUGUCCUGAAACUGGUCAAAAGAGUUGAUGUUGGGAACACAGGGGAGGAUAUCAGGUAUCCAGUUGAUCCAAAUGAUAGAAUUUGGAAAGCAGAAUCAAGCUCAAUCCCAAACUCUCUUCUGGAAAAAACCCCUCCCAAUCCCAUAUCAUCAAGUGCCAAUGUUUCUAUCACAACAGCAGUACCUCUUCAAGUGCUACAAACAGCACUCAACCAUUCAGAGCGUUUGGAGUUCCUUCACAAUGACCUUGAUAUAGGGGAAUACAACUACAAUCUGUCCCUAUACUUUCUUGAGUUCAUUGAGUCAGUUGAUACUGGGCAAAGGGUGUUCGAUAUUUACAUCAACAAUGUGAGGAAACGACAGGAUUUUGACAUAAUGGCUGAUGGAUCCAAGUACAGGGAGGCUGCUUUCAGGUUUACAGCAAAUGGGUCUUUCAAUUUGACCCUCGUCAAGGUCUCUGACAAGUCCCUGUUUGGACCCAUUUGUAAUGCUUAUGAGAUAUUCCAGGUUCGCCCAUGGGUUCAAGAGACAAACCAAGAAGAUGUUAAUGUGAUCAUGAAGGUGAAGGAUGAAUUGUUGAAGAAAAACCAAGGUAACAAAGUGCUGGGGAGCUGGUCUGGGGACCCAUGCCUUCCUCUUGUAUGGCAUGGUCUGAUUUGCAACAACUCCAUUAAUAAUUCCCCUGUCAUAACUGAGCUGGAUCUUUCCUCGAGUGGACUUCAAGGAUCACUUCCUGCCAGCAUCGUUAAGUUGGCUUACUUAGAGAAAUUGAAGUUGAGUAACAACAAAUUCACCGGAGUUAUCCCAGAAUUUCCAGCCUCCUCAAUGUUGAUAUCAUUGGAUCUACGCCACAAUGAUCUUAUGGGAAAGAUUCAAGAAUCUCUUAUUUCACUUCCACAGUUGGCAAUGUUAUGUUUCGGGUGCAAUCCUCAUUUUGACAGAGAGCUUCCAUCCAACUUUAACAGCACAAAAGUUACCACAGACUAUGGAAAUUGUGCUGAUCAAGGAUCCUCAAAUUCAGCACAAGGAAUCCUAAUAGGCACUGUUGCAGGUGGAUCCUUCUUAUUUACCAUUGCAGUUGGGAUUGUUUUUGUCUUCUUUUACAGACAAAAAUUGGUGGCUCGGGAAAAGUUUCAUGAGGGAGGCUACCCACUGACAAAGAAUGCAGUUUUCUCGUUGCCCAGCAUUGAGGAUAUUGUUUUCAAGUCCAUAGAUAUACAGAAUUUUACUCUGGAGUACAUAGAAACAGCUACCAACAAAUACAAAACCUUAAUAGGUGAAGGAGGCUUUGGUUCUGUUUAUCGCGGUACUCUACCUGAUGGUCAAGAAGUGGCAGUGAAGGUUCGAUCUGCUACAUCGACUCAAGGAACACGUGAAUUUGAAAAUGAGCUAAACCUUCUCUCAGCAAUUCAGCAUGAAAAUCUGGUCCCUCUUCUUGGCUACUGUUGUGAAUAUGACCAACAAAUUCUAGUUUAUCCUUUCAUGUCUAAUGGCUCUCUACAAGAUCGGCUCUAUGGGGAAGCAGCCAAAAGAAAAACUCUGGACUGGCCAACCAGGCUUUCUAUUGCUCUUGGCGCUGCUCGAGGUUUAACAUAUCUUCACACCUUUGCUGGGCGAAGCGUCAUACACAGGGAUGUGAAAUCAAGCAACAUACUCAUGGAUCAUAACAUGAGUGCCAAGGUAGCAGACUUCGGCUUUUCGAAAUAUGCUCCUCAAGAAGGGGAUAGUGGUGUUUCUCUGGAAGUAAGAGGCACAGCUGGGUAUUUAGAUCCGGAGUACUAUUCAACCCAGCACCUAUCUGCAAAAAGUGAUGUCUUUAGCUACGGGGUGGUUCUACUUGAAAUAAUAAGUGGCCGAGAGCCUCUCAACAUACACAGACCUCGGAAUGAAUGGAGCUUAGUUGAAUGGGCAAAACCCUACAUAAGGGAUUCGAAGAUUGAGGAAAUCGUGGAUCCCAGCAUAAAGGGAGGAUACCAUGCAGAAGCAAUGUGGAGAGUGGUAGAGGUGGCAUUGGCAUGCAUUGAGCCCUACUCAGCUUACCGACCAUGCAUGGUUGACAUUGUCCGAGAGCUGGAGGAUGCUUUGAUUAUAGAGAACAAUGCAUCUGAAUAUAUGAAGUCCAUAGACAGCUUUGGUGGCUCCAACCGCUUCUCCAUAGAGAAGAUUGAGAGGAAGGUUGUUCUACCACCCACCCCAACUCUCACAGAUCCCUCACCUGAUAUUUUACAAGCCUUGACUCCUCCACAGCCAAGAUAGCAUUUUUGGGUGGAUCAAACAUUCCUCAUUUUUGUAAAUGAUGAUCAGCUCUAGUCACAUUAUGUGAUAAUGACUCCCCAUUGCACUUCAAUGGAAGACUAGGCACCCUGCUAUCUAUUCUGUUUUUCUCUUGAGCCAAAAGUCACAAGAAUCCACUGUUCUAAAAUACUUGUAAUGGAUAGUUUAGGUACUAUAUCCCAUUAUUUUCCUUUUAUAACCGCACUCCUUGAUCCCAGUCACUCCCCAACCGUCGAGAUUUUGCUGAGCUGAUCUUAAACAGGAUCCUCUAUGUAAAGACCCUUACGGUGUCCCAAUUUUAGGCUUAUGCUACUGGAAUUGAAGCCAGAAAAUGAUGGCCCAAAUAUUUCAAAAUUGAAAAUUUGUGCUUUCCAUUCAUCCAUGCUUGAGCCGGUCUGUAACCAUCAUCAUGAACAUGAAGCCAUCUUACACACCAGGAAACAUGAGUUUGAUCGUAA